This is a messenger RNA of Oldenlandia corymbosa var. corymbosa, 1381 nucleotides long. The record is from the annotation of a GenBank genome assembly. NCBI's taxonomy places the organism in Eukaryota, Viridiplantae, Streptophyta, Magnoliopsida, Gentianales, Rubiaceae.
AUAAAACUGGAGUAAAGUAACUAACUGCACGCUGCUGAGUUGAUUCUUGAAAUUCCCAACUCUUAUCUAUUUGUGCUCUGUGUUCAUCUUCUUUCUUUCCUUUGUCAAUUUCUCCACAACCAAAUUCCCAACUGGGCUUCAUUUUCCAUUUCACUAUUACGUAUCAGAAUUCACAAAUUGGAUUUGACAGCUUCGUGAUUGGAUCCUUGCUCUAUAUAAAUACAGUCAAUUUUUCAAUUUUAAUUUGAAGUUAAUGACAUGGAAACGGUUGUCAAUAAUAGCAGAGGAAGCCCUGCCGCCGCCGCAGCCGCAGGGGAGGCGGCGAUUGUAGAUGAGAGAUUCUGCUUCGAAGAAGAAACCCAUCUCACAGUUCACAAGACUUCUGUCUUCGUCCCCGGCGCAAGCGACGGUUUCAUUGUCUAUAACCCCGCCGGCGAGAUUAUCUUCCGGGUUGAUUCCUACGGCCCCGAUUCCGCCUCUAAAGACGAGCUCGUUCUUAUGGAUUCUACCGGAAAAUCCCUCGUCACGCUUCUCCGGAAGAAACCUAGUCUUCAUCAAAGGUGGGAAGGAUUCCUGGGAGAGAAUCAUGAUCAAGAACCAAUCUUUAGCAUCUUCAAGUCAUCAAUUAUAGGACAGUUUAAUGUAGUGGCAGUGGUUCAUGGGCAUGACUCAGAGAAAGAAUACCACGUCGAAGGUUCUUUUGUACAACGAUGUUGUUCCAUUGUUUACGACGGCCAAGCAGCAGCAAGCCACAACAACAGCGAGUCGUCAUCAACAUCGUCGAAAGAAAUCGUGGCGGAAAUCAAGCGGAAAGUUGAUCCUGAUAGGAAUAUCAUGCUAGGAAAAGAUGUUUUCCUGUUAUGCCUAAAACCUUCUGUUGAUGCCGCAUUCAUGAUGGCAUUACUGCUGAUCCUUGAUCGAAUCAGUGGAUCUGAUUCAGAUAUGAAUGAUAGUUUUAGUAGUCAGGUUCAUGAUGUCUUAGAUAAUGACAGCUCUUCUUGAAGAAAAAAUCUAGACUUUGUUCUUUUUUCCAAUCUUGUGGUAGGCUGGAUAUUGUUUUGCUUACGUGCGUUAAUUUACACUACAUAUUUUCACAAACACGUUUCUAAAUUUGUCAGGAACUCAAUUGAAAUUUUGCAAAUCUCUUACCUACCAGAUUUGGGCAGAGAUACUGUAGGUGGUAGUGACUUCAUGGAAAUCUCGUAUAUAAAUAUUUUAUCCGUCCCAAAAUUAUAAUCACAUUCUGUUUCCUUGUAUAGAUUCUCUGUAAAGUCAUUUUGUGUCUAUGAAUGCUACUAAUGUUUCACUAUGGAGAUUCCAUCAUUAGGGGGAUGAAUUUGCAUUGCAGCAGUUGAGAUUUUGGGUUUUUUUUUUUUUUUUU